ACCAACAUCACCAGGCGCGCUCUUAUUUACAUUCUGCCUGUGCCAUCUCGGAGCAGGCACAUGUAGCCUAGUCUACAGACUAGCCUACUUGUCUUUGUCCUACAGCCUAGUAGUGUUUUUUGUCCUAGUACACCGGGUUGGGUAACACCGCCUUAAUCUAUGCAAGAGUAUUUCGGAAGCACCUGCAUUAAGGCGCAAAGGAGCCCAUUGUUUUCUACCCUGGACAUAUGAACCCAAUACAUUUCGCUUUGGAUAUAGGCUGCUGUAGCCAUGCAGCGGCACCUAACAUCAAAGAUGCUGUGGGGGAGAAGAUACUGCUUUAAAACGGGAGCAUGAUGUAGGGGUUUCCUCCGGCUAUAUUGGCUGGAUUAUGUAGCCUGUGAUAGGCUUUCUGGCUGUUGCACUGUGAUUUGGACCUCGGUUUUUCUAAGGUGAUCCAUGCCCCUGUGUUUUUGCAAUUGUCAACAUGUCCCCAGCAUCGGCUGCAACGGCCAGUGAGAGCAGCACCACUACGGUUCCACAGGAGGACACAGAAGAGGAGAGCCCCCGCGAGGAGCAGCGGCCCCUGAAGCGGUCCCUCAGUAAGUCCCUGUGCAGGGAGAGCCACUGGAAAUGCCUGCUCCUGUCCCUGCUCAUGUACGGCUGCGUGGGGGCCAUGACAUGGUGCCACGUGACCAGGGUGACGCGCCUUUCCUUCGACAGUGCCUACAAGGUCAAGUCAAUGAUGUACCACGAAAGCCCCUGCUCCAAUGGCUACAUCUACAUCCCUGUGGCCUUCAUGGUCAUGCUGUACGUGGUCUACCUGGUGGAGUGCUGGCACUGCCACACCCACAACGCACUGCUGUACAAGGUGGACGUGGAGAGUGUGGGCGAGCGCAUCGGGCACAUGCAGCAGGCCACACCCUGCAUCUGGUGGAAGGCCAUCAGCUACCACUACGUGCGGCGCACGCGGCAGGUGACGCGCUACCGUAACGGCGACGCCUACACCACCAUGCAAGUGUAUCACCAGCGUGUCAACACACACGUGGCCGAGGCCGAGUUUGACUACGGCAACUGCGGCGUGAAGGACAUCUCCAAGCAGCUGCAGGGCCUGGACAGCUUCCCCGUCACCAAGCUGAGGUUCACCAAGUGCUUUAGCUUCGCCAACGUGGAGUCGGAGAACUCCUACCUAACCCAGCGGGCCCGCUUCUUCACCGAGAACGAGGGCCUGGACGACUACAUGGAGGCCCGUGAAGGCAUGCACCUGAAGAAUGUAGACUUUAAGGAGUACAUGAUUGCCUUAUCAGACCCAAACCACCUGCCCUGGUACGUGUCCAACUACGUGUUCUGGGCGGCUGCCGCAUUCACCUUCUCCUGGCCACUGCGCAUGCUGACUGAGUACCGCACAGCCUACGUCCACUACCACGUGGAGAAGCUGUUCGGCUUCAACUAUGUCCCUGUCACACCGUCCGAGGAGCGACCGUACUGCCGCCACAUCCCUCGGGUCAACACCAUUGACAGCACCGAGCUGGAGUGGCACAUCCGCUCCAACCAGCAGCUGGUGCCCAGCUAUUCCGAGGCUGUGCUCAUGGACCUGGCUCAGCUCUCGUCAGGUGGCGGCGGCUAUGGUAGCUACCGGCAGAACUGCGAGCGCUGCCACCGCACCAUCAGCAGCUCAUCCAUCUUCUCACGCAGCACUCUGAGCAUCUGCAACGGGACUAGCCCGCGCAUCCCCUUCAGCACCAGUCGCUUCUCACUGUCGCGGCUGUACGGCUCGCGGCGCAGCUGCUUGUGGCGGAGCAGCGGGAGCCUCAACGAGACGUCGUGCCCCACCGAGAGCACGCGCUGCCUGACGCCGUCGGGCCAGCCGACUAGCGAGGAGAACCCGCCGGACUACCAGGACGCACUCUACUUCCCCGUGCUCAUUGUGCACCGCAACGAGGGCUGCCUGAACCAUUCACUGCACAUGAACGGAUCCUGCGUGGAGACCACCCUAUGACCCAGUGAUGGGCCUCCCACUCCCACCUUCCCAUGUAGCCCAGCCCAUCUCAAAUGAGAUGUCCUCCAGUGAUAUGUUCAUUGUAGUAAGUAAUAGACAAUGUAACUAUCUCAAAGUGUGUUUGAAAAAACUACAUUCACAAGCAUGAUCAGUCUGAGACAAAUGGAUUUAGUGUUCUGAGAAUGAUGUUUGGAAGAACACACCACCACCAUUCUGGACCAAUCACAAUGCUCUGUUCAUAUCAGUUUGAGUUUCUGUAACCAAAGUGUCAUGUUAGCUUCCACAUUAUCUAUAAAUAGAGAAGAUUAAUAAGCAAGGUACACUAUAUAUGUAUAUGUAUUCAAGCCUUAGAGAGCAAUUUGGAGAUUGCAAGGAAAACCAUCACACCACACAAAUCAUUGAGAGCAGGAAAAGUAAAAAACGAUCAGACCUUUCUCCCCCGUAAAUGCAGUACUGGCCAUUUUUAAUUAUGUUGCAUAAAUCAAAGUAAAUUCAGACAGUCUAUAAUUUGUUUUCCCUCUAGCUCAUGGUUCUCAAUUCAAACAUUAAAAUAUAAACGCAUUUGGGGUUAUGGAAUGGUGUAUUUGU
Molecule: messenger RNA, 2566 nt
Organism: Coregonus clupeaformis (lake whitefish)
Lineage: Eukaryota; Metazoa; Chordata; Actinopteri; Salmoniformes; Salmonidae
Product: transmembrane protein 151B-like
Exons: 2
Coding region: 467-1978 (503 amino acids)
Source: RefSeq, a predicted model, not a curated record